Messenger RNA from Rotaria sp. Silwood2, 450 nucleotides. The record is from the annotation of a GenBank genome assembly. NCBI's taxonomy places the organism in Eukaryota, Metazoa, Rotifera, Eurotatoria, Philodinida, Philodinidae.
AUGACUCAUCUGUCUAAUUCACUUUUUGAAGUACACAUAACUCUCAGAUAUAAAUCCGAGGUUUCCACAUUUAUUAAUAAAUAUAUUUUGUGUGUCUUUGCGGGUCGAACAGGUGCAAUUUAUAGUCGAAAAACAGAUGCAAUAAAUGCAUUUCAUGCAUUAUUUCUUGAUAAAACAGGUAAUGAAUGGUCGAAAAGAGGAAAUUUUCAAAAAUUACCAAAUAAACAUUAUCCUCUUGAAAUUGAUUAUGGCCAGCAUGCUGAUAAUGAGAAAAUGCAAAAAUUACUUGAAAGUGCAAAUUUAGAUAUUCAAUCAAAAUUACCAAAUGCAGUUCAAGAUCUUGUUAAAAUGAUUUUUAAUGUUGAAACUAUGAAACAAGCUUUUUUAUUAUUUGAAAUUAAUUUAACCAAAAUGCCAUUAGCAAAAAUUAUCGAAAAAUCAAUUAGAUGA